AUGGCUGGAGUUGGCGCAUUAUCAUCUGGAUUGGGAGGGGGGCACCAGCCGCAACCGAGAAAAACCAAUCACCCCCUCAGCUCGCAAAGUGGAGCUGGGAAGCGGGAGCAGCCAAGGGACGCUCAUGACGAGUACGAGCCUGCUCCUGGUGAGGUGACCAAACACUUGAGGGCGCACAGCAUCGGGGUCUGGACUCAUGGCAACUUUGUGGCUCGCCGCAAGCGCUCCGGUUGCUUCUCCUUCCUUCCUGCUCCAAGGACUCUCUUCUUUUUUGAGCUCAACCGUACCAGUGAUUUCUAUGGAGUCGUCACAUGCACCCCCUUAGAUGAACCAGUUACUGAAGGUUAUAGUGUCCUGGGUUUUCCUAUUUGGUGGGGUAGUCGUCGUGAUGGCAGAUCGGAUUGCAUUUGCAAGACCUGUUAUCGUCGCUUUGAUUCUGAACACGAGACACCAGCAUGUGGGCACGGCAAGGCAGAAAGGAUUUGCGAGAUGUGCUAUCAUAGCUCCGCCGUGCUGCAUCCAUUCCCUGGAGAAUUUGCAUAUGGCUAUCGCGAAUACCUUUACCGCUGCUACUACUGAGCACCGAUCAUCCAUCUUCCGCGUUAACCAAUGUGUGCAUAGAAUACUGAUUAGUUGAUAUGGUACAUUCAAGAUGAUGAUGGUUUCGCUAGACGUGCUUGUGGUGGUGGUAUAUGUAGAUUGUUGGUUCCCAUGGUCUAUAUGUUCAUGGAAUAUGUGUUUCUUUUUUGUUGCUUUCUAUCGAAUCGGAGGUUACAAGUUAACGUCAUGCUUAUAAUAUAUCUGAUUCGUGUACGGAAUGAAUCUAGAAUGUUCUUUAUGUGUUUUGUUUGCA
Sorghum bicolor (sorghum) is the source of this 853-nucleotide messenger RNA. RefSeq lists its product as uncharacterized. The transcript is spliced from 4 exons. Bases 1 to 579 code for a protein of 192 amino acids. The record is from RefSeq and is a predicted model, not a curated record. NCBI's taxonomy places the organism in Eukaryota, Viridiplantae, Streptophyta, Magnoliopsida, Poales, Poaceae.